Copidosoma floridanum is the source of this 3736-nucleotide messenger RNA. RefSeq lists its product as uncharacterized. The record is from RefSeq and is a predicted model, not a curated record. Lineage: Eukaryota; Metazoa; Arthropoda; Insecta; Hymenoptera; Encyrtidae.
UCAAAGUAUACCUAAUGCGUAAUUUCGUUGCGUAGUUUUAUCAUUUAAAAUAAUCGUAAUAUACACCCAUACGUUUUUAUAGGAAAAAGAUUUUUCAUGCUAUCAGUUUGGAAAGUAAACAUUCCUGUCCGCUCCCUGAACGACAGUAUUAACCUCUGAGUAGCUGUAGAAAAAAUCUAGUCCUCAUGGUAUCAUGAAUUGGAGUGCCACUAAUCCUUAUCAAAGCGGACAAAACUAUGUACCAGUCAGUAACAGCGUUCCAACACAACCAUCAAACGUAAAUACCACUGAAGCUACAUUCGGCCCUCAGCAGCAGAAUGGAAACAAUCACUCAGCUGGGGAUUCAGCGGGAACUGGUCAGCGUGCGACGACGAAUGAACCACCAAGACAGUUUGUGGGACAGAACUGCCAGGAGAUGCAUUUGAUGCAAGAUUACGAAACUAUCUUGCUAGAACCACAUCGCAUGCAAACUCUCUUGACAGCACAGAUGCAAUUCAAUGCAAACCGUGCUAUGAUAGAUGCGAUUCACAAGAUCAAUUUGGAAGCGAUUCAACAUCAACAGCUCGCUUUAUCUAACACAUUCUCGAUAGCGUGUCCUUCUUCAACAAGCGCAUCUUCUUUUGCAUUCAGCAACAGAAUCCCACAGACUUCUCAAAUCUUGUCGUCUUUCUCACCAGUCGUGCUCAGUGCUAAUACACACGCGACUGGUAGGACUGCUCCGUUCUUGUCGACAUCUUAUCAGCCCAAUCAUCAAGCACCAAUGUCCAGUCAUCAAGAAAAAAGUUUUGACCCCAUGCAACGAGUCAACGUAAAUAGAUGCUCGUGCACGCAACGAUUUAAUAACGCUGCUUUUUCUGUACCCGCAACUCAUCAGUCUAUGCAACAAAAAACAGUUGUCAAUCCAAUCCAACAGAUGAACCAGAACAGAUGUACGUGUACUCAGCAGCUCAACAAUCCCGGUUUUGCAGUUUCUACGACUUCUCAGCACGAGCAUCAAGCACCAAUAGUGAAUUCAGGGCAACAAAUAAAUAAAAAUAAUUGCUUGCCAACGCAACAAUCUAGUUGUAAAACUUUUUCUAUGCCUGCAGCCCAUCAGUCCAAUCAUCAAGAAAUAAUUUUUAAUUCUAUGCAACAAAUGAACUCACAUAGGUGCUUGUGUAAUCAACAAUUCAACAAUGUUGCUUUCCCUGUACAUACAGAUUAUGCGUCUGGAAGUCGGAUACCAUUUGUUGGUUUGGCACAUCCAAUCAACGCGAACGGGUACCUACCAACUCAACAAUCUGAUAAUAAUACUUUAUUCAGGCCUACUGCUCUUCAACCCGAUACUCGGAUACCCGUUAUAACCCCAAUACCUUUAAAAAACGUAGAUGGUUGCCUGUUAAGUAAACAAUCUGAAAAUGGGGCUUUUUCUAUGCCUAAAGCUCAUCAACCCGAGCACCAAAUACCAGUUAAUGAUUCGGCCCAACCACUUAGUACAAAUGAGUGCCCACCAGCACAACAAUCAAACAAUGAAGGUUUUUUCAUGCCCACGGCUCAACAAUCUGAACACAAGAUACAAGUUAAUGACCCAACGCAACCGAACAAUACAAAUUGGUGCCCACCAGUUCCACAAAUUGAGAGUAAAGUUGUUUCCCUGCCUACAGCUCACCAGCCUGGGUUUCAAAUAACAGUUGAUGAUAUGAACGUGAAUGGGUGCCAACCAAUCGAGCAAACUGAAAUUGGAGCUUCUUCUGCGCCUACAGCUCAUCAACCCGAGCAUCAAAAUCCAACACUUCAAUCGUCAAUAUCACCAAACGCAAAUGGAUGCCCACCAACUGAAGAUUCGAACAGUAAAAUUUUUACAACACUUGUAGCUCAGCAACCUGAUUAUAAAAUACCAGAGUUUGAUCCAAUGCAAUUUAUUAACAUAAAUGAUGAGCCACCAGUACAACAAUCCAACAACCAAGGUUCUUCAAUACCUCCACCUGGUCCGCCUGGUGAUCAAGUUGUGGUUGUUGAUACGACACAACAGGAGAAAACUAAAAGGUGUAAAUCAACGGAACCGUCUAAAAUAAUAACUCUGCCUGUGGCUAAGUUAGUGAAAACUGAGGAACAGAAGACAUUUAUCAAUAUGUUUCAACAACCCAACAAAAGAAAGGGUUUUAUAACUCAAAGGUUCUACGGUACAAGUAAGAAGACCGCACCUCAGGACCAAUCGGUAACAGAGACUCGGAACAUUGGCAAGGCUCAUCCUCAUAGCGAUAAAAGCAGCGACACAAGCGAUAGUGGGAAGGGACUGACCACUAGUAAAGAUAAAAUUCAAGACUUCGAUGAGAAGUCUCGAUCCAUAGAACAGGCAGAAAAAAGCAACACGGCUGAGAUAAAAAUGAAGCCACAGAUAAGAAUUAUUAAAAAUGUUAUAGUUAAAACCGAUAAAGAUAGUUACGGUAAUAUAUAUAAAAGAGUUGGCAAGGUAGAUGAAAGAAGCAAAGUUGGAAAUGCGUACGACAAGCGAUCGGAUGUAAAAACUGUAGGCAUCAAAGUCAAAAGUAAUGUUUUUCCAGACAUCAAUACAGAGUCUACUAACAAUCAGAAAGAGAAGGUGCAAACAAAAAAAUCAAAAUACUGCUUAUCACUGCAGCCGGCAUUACAAGAUGUUGGAAAAAAGCAUUUGGAUGAAAAAAAAGAUGGAGCCUUGUACAAAAGUCAGCUGCAAUUUAAGCUGGAUAUCAAUAAAACGUCCAAAAAAGAUGAUGUAGAUAGGCAAAACAGACAAGAAGCUUCACUAGAAAAAAUUGAAGAGAGAGAAAGCAGCCACGAUGAAGUCAGUAACAAUGAGGAUGGCAGCAGCGAUGAAUAUGCCGACGCUCAAAAUGUUAAUGACGCCAUCGAUCAUUUUGCUUUCGUUGAUGAUGAUGAUUAUGAUGAAGAUAACAAUAAUCGUAACGGUGAUAACGAUGCUGAUCAUGAUCAUGACAAGGCCAUCAUACUUCGCGAUACCGAAGAUGAUGAUGAUUGUUCUGAAGAAAAGGUGAAGAAAGGCGGUCCUGCCCUAAAACGAAUGAAAACUGACGAUAACAAGCAUCUCCCCAAAAAAAAUGAAACCAAGGAAGCUGCUACUAUGACUGUUGCUCCAAAAAGCACCUCUGCACGUACAACGAAAGCCCCGAAAAUACCAAGCGUCGUAGAGGAGCACAUAGAUUUACUUAAGUUUUUCCUGAAUAAUAUAAUAAAAAAUGGUAGAUGGUACAGUGUAGAUUUAGAUACAAAACAACUGCCCUCUCGGUACAUGAAACACAAGCCUGUGCAAAUUCACACUCUCAAAAAUCUUUUAAGGAGUUCCGUUACGCUCGAUACCAUUACCAGUCUCGGAUAUAGUAGAGAUUUUGCCCAAAGAAUUGUACCAGACAGAAGUACUGUAAAAAGUAAAAAACCAUUAAAGGUAAAGGAAAAUGUUAAGAAAUCCGCGAAUUCAACAAAUUAACUGCAAUCAAGUAUUACUCCAGGUACUUCCAAGAAGGAGGAUUAUUACCAAUUUAGAUUUACUAAAAUAGACUAUAAUGGUGAUGCCGGUGUUGUUGGUAGUCACUACAACAUCAUAGAAGAUACAUCCAAUGUUAAUCCAUCAGAAAAAAAAGGAUAAAGGUUAAAUGAGGACAUAACUACUGUCAGUUGUAAUUUUUUUUUUUUCCCACCAUUUUGCAUUUUAUUAGCCAAGUCAAAGACAAUUGUUUGAAGAGGAAUCACCAUUAUUAUA